AUGGAUGUAAGCAAAAGCCUUGCACCCAAAAGUCCUCAGAUGAGAGAGACGAAUGUUUCUGGAAAGUUUGAGAUAAAAGUUAGUCGUGCCAACAUUCUUGAAGACUGCUAUCGCAUUAUUAGUUCUGUGACUCGAGUUGACCUACUUCGCUCAAAGCUGUGGGUAGAAUUUGAUGGUGAAGAAGUUCUAGAUUAUGGUGGUGCAUCUAGAGAAUUAUUUUUUCUCUUGUCUAAGGAAAUGUUCAAUCCAUAUUAUGGUUUAUUUGAAUAUUCAGCCGUUGAUAAUUACACGCUUCAAAUCAAUCCUGCUUCUGGUGUCUGCAAUGAAGACCAUUUAUCGUACUUCAAAUUCAUUGGUAGAAUAGCUGGCAUGGCAGUGUACCAUGGUAAACUUUUAGAUU
Molecule: messenger RNA, 400 nt
Organism: Stegodyphus dumicola
Lineage: Eukaryota; Metazoa; Arthropoda; Arachnida; Araneae; Eresidae
Gene: Nedd4
Product: E3 ubiquitin-protein ligase Nedd4
Biological process (GO): regulation of dendrite morphogenesis; protein ubiquitination; ubiquitin-dependent protein catabolic process
Cellular component (GO): cytoplasm
Molecular function (GO): sodium channel inhibitor activity; ubiquitin protein ligase activity; protein binding
Source: RefSeq, a predicted model, not a curated record